UUCCGCAGGCCAGCGAGCGAGAUCGCCGCCGCCGCUGUCGUCGUCGUCGUCGUCACCGCCGCCGUCGCCGUCGCGGAGCAGUUCGUCAGCAUCGGGUGGAGCAGCAUGCCGUGGAGCGCGCGCGAACGCUCAUAGACGAUGUCGUGACGCGCGGUGACCAGCGGUGACAGCGACUCGCGCUUCUCGUGUCUUCUACCGUGUAUCUCGUUGAGAAGAGAGUGAGAGAAAGAGAGGGAGGGAAAGAGAGAAAAAGAAGGAGGGAGACGUCUUUCUUCUCGCUGCGUCCUGCGAUCCGAUUUCUGCUCCCUGUCGUUGUCAUCGUCGUCGUCGUCGUCAGAUAAUCCCGAAGGAAGAAAGGAAGGAAAGGCUGAGCGUCGCGAUUGCAAGAUUUAUCGUGCGCGUACGUGUGUGUGUGUGUGUGUGUGAACGAGCGAGCUUAACCUGCCUACCUGGCCCGUCCUCGUUCCCGCGAACGCGAGCGGCGCGCUACGUACGAAAAUUGCGCGCUCGCUGGUGCAUGAAUAGUACAUGAGUCGACUGGAGGACCGUGUUGACUGCCUGUGGGAUCUCUCAUGGAGGAUAGUCGAGUGUGACGAUAGUGACUGGCGACGUGCGGGGACUCCACGCGAGGGUGGCACGGGAUAACGUCAAGGUUACCACUUCGACCGCCUAGAGGUAGUCUCGCGCGCGCGCCUCUUCUUCGACUGUCCAAGAAAUACUUUCACCAAUGUUCGCAUUGGCACAUCUCUAGCGGCUUUGUUUCAUCAUAAUCACAGACAUAAUGCCGAUCACAUAGCGUAGACUGGGUUGUAAAUCCAUAUUUGGACUUAUUUAUCUCGACUAGACUAUGCGCUGUGUGGCAUAGAAAAUUCAACUAGGAUAUUUAGGAUAUUUAAUAUCUGGUGCACAUCUCGGCGUCAUCUUUUAACAUUUUGUUCUACAAGCAGUACUGUAUCCCUUGUGGCAACGAGAAAACAAACCUCCAUUAAUUAAUUACUCCUUCAUCCAUUGAAAAGAUGACCAGCAAAUUCGAGGAAACGGAGCAGAAAUGGACUUGCGAAUACUGCACCUAUGAGAAUUGGCCCUCUUCCUUAAAAUGCACCAUGUGCAGGGGCGCCAAGCCACUUCUGGGCGAGGAUAUUUAUCGUCUUCGGGAUCCUAGUCCUCAAAGAGGUUCCUCCAACGUCGCUUCCGGUCCCGUGUCCCAAAUAAGCCCCACGGACAACUUUACCUCGCAAAAUUACAGUCAAAAUCUGCCCUCGGCGGGAAAGUGGGCCUGCAGCAUGUGCACUUAUCUUAAUUAUCAGAAUACAACGCGAUGCGUACAGUGCAGCAACCGGAAGCCGGUCAAUCAGUCUGUCAAUUCGUUAGCAUCGAAUCUACACGAACAUUUAGCGCCACUGCGCUUGGCCGAUGGACCACCGAACUCGGGAUCAAAUUCCCAACUGAAUCCCUCGCCAAUUAAUCUCCAUCCGGAAAGAUUGUACAAUAUGCAUCCAGAGAAAUGGUCUUGUCAUGUAUGUACUUAUGAGAACUGGCCCAAAGCGACCAAGUGUGUUAUGUGUGGCCAUCCGAAGGAGAAGGACAGAAGAGAUAAGGGAACGCAAGGAAACGUUGGGGUGAUUUUACCGAGUCCUGAGAGAGAACAUAGUCAACGGGGCUUACCGUCACCCCCACAUGCACCCUAUAUUCAUCAGACACAGAGGGAGGAUAAUUUAGCAGUAGGAAGGAGAGGUCCACAUAGGUAUACAGAAAGUCGAAAUGAUAGUUUGUCAACUCCUCAAUCUCCGAAUAACUGUGAUUACGAGCGCCGAUUAAAGCAGUUAAGACGCCACACCGAUUGGUGUUGGUUGAAUGCUUGCCUCGGUAUUGUCGAAGGUGACAAUACCCCCGUUGAGGCUUAUCUGGCAAGCGGCGGCGAUCCUGCACGCCAAUUGACGCAUUCUGAGGUCUUGCUCCUCAAUAGAAGCAGCGCGUUUGACGUUGGGCACACUUUGGUGCACUUGGCUAUUAGGUUUCAAAGAGAAGAUAUUUUAGCAACGUUAUUGUCACAAAUUGAAGGUUCGGGCUCGGGGGUGAAAAGGGUACCGAGUUACGUUGCACCUGAUCUCGCAGUGCAAAUUCGUCGACAUGUCACCAACAGUAUACGCUUACGCAAGGGCUCGUUUCCCUGUUAUUUCGUUACCGAUAUGGCUACUUUCGCAUUGCCAGCCGAGGUUGAGGAUCUGCCGAGUAUUGUACAAGAACAAAUGCUAGAGGAAUUGUUAGAUAAGGAAGCUCAACAGCAGUUGGAAGGCGGUGGUGGCGAACCGCCAGCUCUAAAUUGGUCUUUAGAAAUUACUGAACGAUUAGGUAGUCGUUUACAUGCGCUCUGGAACCGAUCGGCAGGCGAUUGUCUUUUAGAUUCUGCCAUGCAAGCUACUUGGGGUGUUUUCGAUAGAGACAACGCUCUAAGGAGGGCGCUUGCUGAUACUCUUCAACAAGCCGGACAAUUCUUUUAUCCACGUUGGAGAGAAUAUGAAGCCUCACAAGCAUCUAGAAUGUUAGAUUUCACUUUAGAAGAAACACAAUGGCAAGAAGACUGGGAAAGUUUGUUAGCAACGGCCGCUCAACCCGGAAGCGCGUUAGAACAAUUGCAUGUGUUUGCCCUCGCCCAUAUUUUAAGACGUCCUAUUAUAGUCUACGGAGUUAAAUAUGUUAAAAGUUUCCGCGGUGAAGACAUAGGCUAUGCGAGAUUCGAAGGAGUUUAUCUACCAUUAUUAUGGGAACCCUCAUUUUGUAUCCGUUCACCAAUCGCAUUGGGUUAUACCCGUGGUCAUUUCACGGCGUUGGUUCCAAUUGAGCCCUAUGCUUCGUCCAGAAUUCCGCCCCUCGCGACCCAUGGGGUAGUAAGUGGAAACAAUAGUCCACUCGAACAACUACAGAUCCAGAUGCAGACCACUUUUAUGCCACUAAUGGAUCGCGAACAUAAGCUCUUGCCAAUACAUUUUCUUACGACGGAUGAAAUCGGUCGUGAAGAAUCAAUCUAUAAAGAGUGGUUGGAUGUAUGCAGAACCGAAGGUGGAAUUCUUGUGGCGCAGCAGAAACUUCACAAGAGACCAUUGCUCGUUGCACAGAUGUUAGAAGAAUGGUUGAAUCAUUAUCGUAGAUUAGCUCAAACCAACGAGGCACCUUUCUCGAGACCACCUACAUUACAAGAUUAUAGUAGCGAUGGUGAUACUGAGGAUGAGUAGUGCAGUAAUUUUAAGAGAGGAGUGUUACGACAUGAGAAGCAUCUCCAUUUCUCACAAGUUUAUUCUCGACCGAAAAUUAUAAAAUGGUUAGUAUUAUAAAACGAAACUAUAAUGUACUUUUAUGAGUAACUCAACUACAGAGGAAUUAUAUACUACGUCCAUACACUGGCAAUGUACUAUAUAAAAAAAAUUGAAAACGUCACAUCGCUAUGGAUUGCUAUGGAUUGCAAGCAAAAAUUAUAAAAAAUUUGAAUUAACAUGUACCGAA
Monomorium pharaonis (pharaoh ant) is the source of this 3501-nucleotide messenger RNA. RefSeq names its product ubiquitin thioesterase trabid (gene trbd). Gene Ontology annotation, biological process: protein deubiquitination involved in ubiquitin-dependent protein catabolic process; positive regulation of Wnt signaling pathway; protein K29-linked deubiquitination. Gene Ontology annotation, molecular function: cysteine-type deubiquitinase activity; K63-linked polyubiquitin modification-dependent protein binding. The transcript has 8 exons. The coding region runs from base 1017 to 3233 and encodes 738 amino acids. The record is from RefSeq and is a predicted model, not a curated record. Gene Ontology annotation, cellular component: cytoplasm; nucleus. NCBI's taxonomy places the organism in Eukaryota, Metazoa, Arthropoda, Insecta, Hymenoptera, Formicidae.